AUGAGACUCCCGGUCUUCUUCACGGCUGCGCUCGCUCUCCUCCGUCGCUGGGAGCCCAAAGACACUGGGAGCCUCUCCAACGACCACCUGCCACUUGACCGCCUCCCUGAGUGCUGGCAAAAGUGUUUCCAAUCCACCAAUCACGCUUAUCCCCCCGACGUUAACAAGGUCGGGAUCCGGGACUUUUGUGAGGAUAAGAUGUUCCACCUCCGCAUGUGGGAUAUGCACUGGCUCAGCGCCUGUUCGACCUCUGACUGCAAUGACGAGGAUAUCGACAAGGGCCAGACCUGGUUUGAGGAUGUGUGCAACGCGCACUAG
Molecule: messenger RNA, 318 nt
Organism: Colletotrichum higginsianum IMI 349063
Lineage: Eukaryota; Fungi; Ascomycota; Sordariomycetes; Glomerellales; Glomerellaceae
Exons: 1
Coding region: 1-318 (105 amino acids)
Source: RefSeq, a predicted model, not a curated record